ACUCCGAGCGUUUACAGAAGCGGAAAUAUAGUCGUAGUGCGAUCCAGUCGGGUGACUUCCCAACAACUUUAGACACAGCGGCGAAAAGACAGUUUUGACAGUCCACGCCAAUUGUUGUUCGAAGCUAUUUUUGUCUGGAAAAAUUCGCCUUCGGAUUUCUACAGCGAUGAUGUACACAGGCUUUGCCACGGAGUGUGACUCCUCUUCCCGCUGCAGCACCGCUUCCCCGGCCGGAGACAACCUUACUUAUUACCCAUCUCCUGCAGCCUCCUAUUCCAGUGUUGGCUCUCCUGUUAAUCAGUCUCAGGACUUCACUGAUCUUUCCACUGCAAGUGCCUCUUUUAUCCCGACUGUCACAGCCAUCUCCACAACUCCAGACCUUCAGUGGAUGGUCCAGCCUACCAUUUCUUCAGUGGCGCCUUCCCAUAGCCGAGUCCACCCCUACAAUGCUCAGAAUUCAAACGCUGGUUACAGCAGGAUUGGGAUGGCCAAGAAUGCUAGACUGAAAGGAAACACUGGCAGGAGAGGCAAAUUUGAACAGUUAUCUCCUGAAGAGGAAGCAAAGAAGAGCAUCCGCAGAGAGCGAAAUAAGAUGGCUGCUGCGAAAUGCCGCAACAGAAGGAGAGAGCUUGCUGAAACCUUACAAGCUGAAACUGAUAAACUGGAGGAUGAGAAAUCUACUCUGCAAAAUGAAAUUGCCAGUUUGAUGAAAGCGAAGGAGCAGCUGGAGUUCAUCCUUGCUGCUCACAAGCCUAUUUGUAAGAUUCCUGAAGACCUGGACACUGGCUUUCCUGAGGCCUCUGUCUCCCCUGUGCAUAGCCUACAUGAUGAUCUGACUUCCAAGACACAGAGCACGAUCCCUGAGGCUUCCACUACUACAGCAGUCUCCUCCGAACUGUCCCUCUUCUCCCCCGGCCCCGCCGCUGAGGGUACUGUGUCGAUGGCCAGAGUUUCCAACCUGGACAGCUCCCUGGAGGAGUCGCUGGACCUGCUGGAGGCGCUGAAGUCAGCUGAGACAGCACGGUCUGUUCCAGACAUGGACCUGUCUAGCUCUUUCUAUGCACCAGACUGGGAGGCCCUGUACACUUCUUCCUCGACUGACUUGGAGCCCCUUUGCACCCCAGUGGUGACCUGCACCCCUGCUUGCACCACAUACACGUCUUCCUUUGUGUUCAGCUAUCCAGAGGACAACCCCCAUCCCACAUGUGGAGCAGCCCACAGAAGGGGGAGUAACAGCAAUGACCAGUCUUCUGACUCCCUCAACUCUCCCACCUUGCUUGCCUUGUGAAGAUGCUCAAUGAGCUUGGGGACUGUCAAUUCAAAAUAAUGUAGGAUGCACAGAUCCUAGGGCUAUAGCAUGGACUUACCUUAAGGUGUUUUUUUUUUUUUUUUUAGAUAUAAAGUAUCCUUCAAUGUCAAUUAUACUUUCUUGUAUGUAGCAUGUCAAAUUCAACAUACCAUAUUCUAAUUUAUGAGGCAUGUCAAAUCAUGCCAUGCUAAUGCAGUAUCACUGCAUCACUGUUUUAUUGGUGCUAGUUAGGUAUUCAAUUUCUUAGCACAAGCCACUAAAACUUGUUCAUUGCAAUAGUCAAUCUGAGCAUCAAUUUGUAUUCAGGUAGAUGGAAUGUAAGCAUAAUGUUUGAUAUUUAUAAAUACCAUACAUUGUCUAACACGGUCUGAGUGAUCCUAUAUAUCUGAAUGUGGAGAAUGCUUGUUUUCUGUGAAAACGCUGUGUUGUAAUUUAUAACGUUUAUUUAUUUUCUAAAACUUUUUGAAAUGGCUUGUCAAACAGAACAUUGUUGUGUAUAGCCGUAAUAUAACAGACAAUAAACAACUGAAAACAG
Molecule: messenger RNA, 1844 nt
Organism: Megalops cyprinoides (Indo-Pacific tarpon)
Lineage: Eukaryota; Metazoa; Chordata; Actinopteri; Elopiformes; Megalopidae
Product: proto-oncogene c-Fos-like
Exons: 4
Coding region: 167-1288 (373 amino acids)
Biological process (GO): regulation of transcription by RNA polymerase II
Cellular component (GO): nucleus
Molecular function (GO): DNA-binding transcription factor activity, RNA polymerase II-specific; RNA polymerase II cis-regulatory region sequence-specific DNA binding
Source: RefSeq, a predicted model, not a curated record